UUUCCCCCCCUCUGUCUGUGUAUCACUGUUUGGGGGGCUUUAAUCAGUUUUUAAACGAUUAUUAUCACUUCUCCCUCCCUCAUCCGCGUUCCCCACGCGGCCCUCCACGUUCACCUCCCUAAGUUCUUCACCCCUUUCAACAUUGUUUUUUCAAGGCUGACGGGGGGGGGGGCUGGUGGAAGAGAAAGAGUGAAGAAAAGUUGCAAACGUCUUCUCUCUAAGCUUCCCGCCCCCACCCACCCCUCAGAGAAGGAGAAGAUAAUAUAGUGAAAAGAAGAGGAGGAGGAGGAGGAGGAGAGCGCGACGGGACGGACGCGAGCGGGAGCGCAGCCGCCCUCCCGGCUCCGCGGCGGCGCCUCCGCACGCCGGGCAGGCGAGGGAGGCCCGAGGGGAGACGCCGUGACAACUUUCAUUUCCCCCGGAGGGAGUCGGGAGGUCGGCGGCCCCAAAAAACAAGAUAUGAAUUACCAAUUUUACAGACGAGGAAACUAAGACCUUAGACUAAGUAAUUUAUCCAGAACCCAAAGCAAGUAAGAAGUGGUGCUAGCCCUGGAGCCAAGAUCUUCUGAUUCAUUUUCAGGUCGUCUGGAUGGGCUUGUGCUCAACUGAGGAGAGGAUGAGUGGCUCCCUGAGGCCACUGGUGGAGGAGGAAGAGCAGGGCAGGGAUGCUGCUGCUUCAGGAUUUUCAGUCCAGCGUAAAGCUAUUGGAGCGAGGAGCAAAGGUAAAGAAUGAUGUAAUGCACUGGCUGCCCCAAAGCAUCUUUUGUUGUGGAAUGGUUAUUCCAGUCAUCUCUUUAUGAAUCAAAUGUGAGGGGCUGCUUUGUGGAAGGAGUCCUUUGCAAGAGCACAUCAACGGGGAAAGAGAAAGGGACAUUCACUUGGAGGGCUCUUGCUGAAAAUGGGUUUAACUCUCCUUUUGCCAGUCACCACCAGCCUGACCUCAUACAUUUUUAGUACAAUGGAGUGGCUGAGCCUUUGAGUACACCACCAUUACAUCAUCGUGGCAAAUUAAAGAAGGAGGUGGGAAAAGAAGACUUAUUGUUGUCAUGGCCCAUGAGAUGAUUGGAACUCAAAUUGUUACUGAGAGGUUGGUGGCUCUGCUGGAAAGUGGAACGGAAAAAGUGCUGCUAAUUGAUAGCCGGCCAUUUGUGGAAUACAAUACAUCCCACAUUUUGGAAGCCAUUAAUAUCAACUGCUCCAAGCUUAUGAAGCGAAGGUUGCAACAGGACAAAGUGUUAAUUACGGAGCUCAUCCAGCAUUCAGCAAAACAUAAGGUUGAUAUUGAUUGCAGUCAGAAGGUGGUCGUUUAUGAUCAGAGCUCCCAAGAUGUUGCCUCCCUAUCUUCAGACUGUUUUCUCACUGUACUUCUGGGUAAACUGGAGAAGAGCUUCAGCUCCGUUCACCUGCUCGCAGGUGGGUUUGCGGAGUUCUCUCGUUGUUUCCCUGGCCUCUGUGAAGGAAAAUCUGCUAUUGUCCCUAGCUGCAUUUCUCAGCCUUGCCUACCUGUUGCCAACAUUGGGCCAACCCGGAUUCUUCCCAAUCUUUAUCUUGGCUGCCAGCGAGAUGUGCUCAACAAGGAGCUGAUGCAACAGAAUGGGAUUGGUUAUGUGUUAAAUGCCAGCAAUACCUGCCCUAAGCCUGAUUUUAUCCCUGAGUCUCAUUUCCUGCGAGUGCCUGUGAAUGAUAGUUUCUGCGAGAAAAUUCUGCCGUGGUUGGACAAAUCCGUCGAUUUCAUUGAGAAAGCAAAAGCCUGCAACGGAUGUGUCCUGGUGCACUGUUUAGCUGGCGUCUCUCGCUCGGCCACCAUCGCUAUCGCCUACAUCAUGAAGAGGAUGGAUAUGUCCUUAGACGAAGCUUACAGAUUUGUGAAAGAAAAAAGACCUACCAUAUCUCCAAACUUCAAUUUUCUGGGCCAGCUCCUGGACUACGAGAAGAAGAUUAAGAACCAGACUGGCACGUCGGGGCCAAAGAGCAAACUCAAGCUGCGGCACCUGGAGAAGCCAAAUGACCCUGUCCCCGCGGUCUCCGAGGGUGGACAGAAGAGCGAGACAUCCCCCAGCCCGCCCUGCACCAACCCCGCUACCUCAGAGGCGGCAGGGCAGAGGCCCGCGCAGCCCGUCGGCGCGCCCAGCUCUCGGCCGCCGCUGCCCGAGGACGGCCCGCUGGUCCAGGCGCUGAGCGGCCUGCACCUGCCGUCCGGCAGGCUGGAGGACAGCAGGAAGCUCAAGCGCUCCUUCUCUCUGGACAUCAAGUCCGUCUCGUACUCUGCCGGCGUGGCAGCGUCCUUACAUGGCUUCCCCUCGGCAGAAGAGGCCCUGGAGUACUACAAACCCUCCACCGGCCUGGACGGGCCCAGCAAGCUCUGCCAGUUCUCUCCCGUCGAGGAAGUGUCGGAGCAGACCCCGGAAGCCAGCCCUGACAAGGAGGAAGCCAGCGUCCCUAAGAAGCCUCAGCCCGCCAGGCCCGCGGAGAGCCAGAGCAAGCGGCCGCAUUCGGUGCGCGGCGGCCCGAGGUCCCUCUUCUCCCCGCUGCACCGGAGCGGGAGCAUGGAGGACAACUGCCACACCAACUUCCUCUUUGGCCUCUCCACCAGCCAGCAGCACCUCGCCAAGUCUGCCGCCGGGCUGGGCCUCAAGGGCUGGCACUCCGACAUCCUGGCGCCCCAGACCUCCACCCCUUCCCUGACCAGCAGUUGGUAUUUUGCCACGGAGCCAUCUCACUUCUACUCGGCCUCCGCCGUUUUCGGGGGCGGAGCCGAUUACUCAACCUUCAGCUGCAGCCAGCUGCCCACCGGCAGUGACCCAGUGUACUCUGUGCGCAGGCGGCACAAGGCGAGUGACAGGCCUGACUCCCGGCGGAGCUGGCACGAAGAGAGCCCCUUCGAAAAGCAGUUUAAACGCAGAAGCUGCCAGAUGGAGUUUGGCGAGAGCAUCAUGUCAGAGAACAGGUCGCGGGAAGAGCUGGGCAAAGUGGGCAGCCAGUCUAGCUUUUCAGGUAGCAUGGAGAUCAUUGAGGUCUCCUGAGGAGACGGGACGCUUGUGACUUCUGUUGACGAUGUUUUUCUUGUUCACAAAAAAAUAUUCCCUGUAAAUCUGAAAUCUGUAUAUGUACAUACGUAUAUAUUUUUGGAAAAUGGAGCUAUGGUGUAAAAGCAAAAGAUGGAUCAACACAGGUGGUCUCUCAACACCCACACUUGAGAGACCAGCUAAUAUUUCUCUCAACACAAGUGGAAGGGCAGAUGCUAGAGUUCCUCCUAGACAGAUGACAACGUGUGUGCAGCGAAUUGCACAUCCUCUUAGUCCUACUAGACCCGGUGUUACGUGGUGUUGGAGGAUGGAGUACCCCACCAUUUCAUUGCCGUGUCGGGCCGCAGGAGCUCAAGCACUAGUCUCUGUCCGGUCCCUUCCGUAGUGCACCUUAGCGCUGAGACUGAGCCAGCUCGUGGGUCAGGCGGGUAGACCCCAGUAGGGACAGAACCUCAUGGUAAAUGCAAGAGAAACGAUCGCAUCCAAAGGGAUUCACGCAUCCAAGCUCACCUGGCGGCCGAUGCGCACGUCACUCAGAGCCCUUGCUGUGGUCUACUUCAGAGCACCCCCAGUACCUCAGACUGCAAGUCGGGCUGUCACCACUACCGAGUCCGGCAGCCUGCACCCCAGGCCUGUGAGUGGGUAGGUAGCCAGGCACACUUCGCACACCAGUUCAGACGAUCUCUGCACAGACUUCCAGUCGGGCCUGGAUGGUGGUGGCCAAUUGUUUUCUUCUUCUCAGCUUUAUGAAGAGAAGGGAAACCACCUAGGAUUCAGUUUAACAGCCAGGGUACUGGCAGCAGAAUGACUGAAGCUCAGGUCGGGAGGCUAACCACGUCUACCUCCCUCCCUGUAAAUCAGAGAAUUGUUCAGACUGGCGUUGUUACCUUGGUUUAAGCCAGAUGGGAAUGAACUUGAGUUGGUGGCAGAGCAGCAGAACCUUUGAGUUCUCAGCCAGAGUAGAUUUCCCCAUUUCGGUCUUGCUGCACAGAUCUGUUUUGUAAAAACCUAACAGUUAGGUAGAGUGUUAUAGGCAACUACCAAGAGGGAGAAAAACUACGGAAAGAUUGAAGAACUAAAAUUGCUGAGAAGCAGGAAACUUCAUUUUUUCCUCGAUGGUUUUGUUCCCCUCAGCACAUGAUGAGGGCGGUAGUUCUGUAAUUCCCUUUCUGGGUUAUGAGGCUGAGAGGCUGGUGAAGUCAGGAGUGUUCAGAAAAAACCAGUGAGGGGAAGGUGGUUGGAUUUGAUUCGUUGGGUGCAGAGUGGAAAGCCACAGCCAAGCUAUUCUCAGAAACUGUCCCUAGCAUUUUUUUAUACAAGGGACACAUCAGAAUGGAGCAGGACCAAGGUGGUCUCUCAGCCUUUGACCUGCAAUCACUGUAUGGAAUCAAUCCUGGCAGCUGAAAAUAGGUGAUUGGAACAAGGACCCAAGUGAUAGUACGAACCUGCGUUUAAACUUCCUGGCUUGAGUCUUGUCAACUACAUUAUGGCCCUCUUUUGAAGCCUUAAUUCACGUCAGCAGCUUUUUUUUUGGGGGGGGGAGGGGGUAAUUGUUCUUUACUGUAAGUGUAGCUAGUUGCUGACUCCUAUCUCAGGUUUUUCUGUGUUCGAGAAGUGGAUAGUCCUUUGACUGGGAUGUGACUUCGUGUUUCCUGUGAUGACUGCUGAAACUGGCGUAGAAUGAAUGGCAUGACUCAAAACUGACUUGUUCACGAUGAUGCUGAGCUUCAUGUGACCUAACUGGCUGUGCACAAAUACCACGCUGGGAUCUGGGUGUGGAACGAAGGUGGGAAGACAGGACGCUGCACAGGGAAGUCAUUGUCACUAGAUUGGAAAGUUCUUUUCAGCGAUAUGUUUUUCCAUAUCCAUUUAAACUGGGGAUAUAAUCAGAUGUUCUCCAGGUUUCAGACAGUUAUUUUUGAUGUGUUACGUAUAUACACAUCCUUCUUCCAGGGGCUGGUCACAGCUGUGGGACAUUUUUGAGAAAUGAAAGGAACAGCUCCAAUCUUAACGCAUGUCGCAGGAGAGUUGGGGGAUUGGGUCUUAACAUCUCUCUGGGCAGAAAUUUGCCUUCCAUCAAUUGGGAUUUCUCUUGGCCACGGUCCCCUUCCUUCCUAUGACUGAUGACAUAGUCAGACACUACAAUCUUUAGUCCUUGAUUGCGAAUGUCAAGUAAUCAGUUCUUGGGAUCAGGAUUGCCAUGCCUCAAGGGGCCAGCCCUGUGCUGCUUGGGGGUGGGGGUGGCUGGCUCUCUUUAGUCUGGGAUCAUAGGGGAAGCCCUGGAGUCUGCUGGGGUGCUACUGAACGGUGAUUUCUAAAGAGCAAAACUAGACUUCCAUGUGAGAAAUGCUGGACGAUGGCGUAGAACAUGGUCAAGUUUGAUGGAAAGCCUGUAUAAAUGUUGACUAUGAAUAUAGUGUCCUUUUGGAGUAAGAUGCUGUUGAAUGGUUAACUUGUGCAUUUCUCAUUUUGAUGUUCAUGUAUGUUAAUAUGAAAUAAAAUCAAAACUGGUACCUGUUAUACAUA
Molecule: messenger RNA, 5552 nt
Organism: Suricata suricatta (meerkat)
Lineage: Eukaryota; Metazoa; Chordata; Mammalia; Carnivora; Herpestidae
Gene: DUSP16
Product: dual specificity phosphatase 16
Exons: 9
Coding region: 1047-3023 (658 amino acids)
Biological process (GO): negative regulation of MAPK cascade; protein dephosphorylation
Cellular component (GO): cytoplasm; nucleus
Molecular function (GO): MAP kinase tyrosine/serine/threonine phosphatase activity; protein tyrosine/threonine phosphatase activity
Source: RefSeq, a predicted model, not a curated record